ACGCUUAUCAAGAAGUACUACAACAUCGGACUUGGAUAGAUAUUUAUUCAAUCUUCUUGAAAAAAGGCUCAUUUUUUCUGCAAAAAUAGUUUUGUGGUGAAAAAAUGGCGUCUACAAGUGCUUUCACAGCUGGGAUUUCAAAUCUUCAUAGCUUCAACAAACCGUGUCCUAAUGCAAAUCAAGUUGGUAUGUGGACUUUAUCAAGAUCUGGCUGUCGAAAGGUUUUAGAUAAUCCCAGACCUCUGCAAAUAUGUUCUCUGUUUGGAGGGAAAAAGGACAAUAAUGAGCAGAACAAUGAUGCUCCUUCAAAGGCAGGUCUUUUUGGCAACAUGCAAAACUUAUACGAGACGGUGAAGAAGGCACAAAAUGUAGUUCAAGUUGAGGCAGUGCGAGUACAAAAAGAGCUUGCUUUAGCAGAGUUUGAUGGAUACUGUGAAGGUGAACUAAUCAAGGUAACACUGUCUGGGAAUCAGCAACCAAUACGCACUGAAAUUACUGAGGCUGCCAUGGCAUUAGGCCCAGAAAAACUCUCACUUCUGAUUACAGAGGCAUACAAGGAUGCACAUCAGAAAAGUGUACUGGCAAUGAAGGAAAGAAUGAGUGAUCUUGCUCAGAGCUUGGGAAUGCCAGCAGGCCUUGGUGAAGGAUUCAAACAGUAAAAAUUGUCUUCAUUGAGUUUCAAUUUUGUACACUAGCAGACACUAAGUUUAUUUGCAUUAAAAUUAUGAAUACAAUUUUUAUUAUUAUUGUAAUUUAUUGGUAAGAUUAUGCACUCUAAAAACUUUGGAUUGAAAGUUUAAAUUCUUUUAUUUUAUAGUGAAAUGGAAUUAUCAAA
Messenger RNA from Solanum stenotomum, 835 nucleotides. RefSeq names its product nucleoid-associated protein At4g30620, chloroplastic-like. Gene Ontology annotation, molecular function: DNA binding. Lineage: Eukaryota; Viridiplantae; Streptophyta; Magnoliopsida; Solanales; Solanaceae. The transcript has 7 exons. The record is from RefSeq and is a predicted model, not a curated record. The coding region runs from base 105 to 659 and encodes 184 amino acids.